This is a messenger RNA of Rhodamnia argentea, 682 nucleotides long. Its product is annotated as (R)-specific enoyl-CoA hydratase. The transcript has 3 exons. NCBI's taxonomy places the organism in Eukaryota, Viridiplantae, Streptophyta, Magnoliopsida, Myrtales, Myrtaceae. The coding region runs from base 1 to 483 and encodes 160 amino acids. The record is from RefSeq and is a predicted model, not a curated record.
AUGAUCAACAUGUCAAUUCUUAGGCAUGUUAAUAUUCUUUGUUCUUUGAGGUGCUUCUCAUCAUCUGGACCCCAAAUACUGAGGACCGGAGAUAUCUUAAGGCAGAGUAGAAUAUUCUCCAGUGAAGACAUUAUUGAUUAUUCAAAAGUGAGCCACGAUUCAAAUCCUCUUCAUUUUGAUGCUGAAGUAGCUCGGAAUUCAGGAUUUGAAGAUCGACCUGUCCAUGGGAUGCUUGUUGCUGCAUUAUUCCCACGAAUUAUUGCCUCUCGCUUCCCUGGAGCGAUCUAUGUGUCCCAAAGCUUGCAAUUCAAGUGGCCUGUCAAUGUCGGAGAUGAGGUUGUGGGUGAAGUACAGGCUGUUAACAUCAGAGAAACCAAGAAAAAAUAUUUGGUAAAGUUCUUGACAAAAUGUUUCAAAAGCGGUGAGCUUCUAGUCAUCGAUGGGGAGGCCGUAGCGAUUUUACCUUCACUUGCCUUGGGUUAAAUCUCACUAUUUUGGCUGCUAUGAGGAGGUAGCUUGUAGCUGAAUGAUGUUGAUCGGAGACAUGAGCAAUCAACCCGAUGUUGAAACUACUUUAUAGACCGCGAUAACCUGCGGAGGCUUUUGUCAUGGUUUUAUCCGUAAAGACAUUCUAGUUUUGCAAUGUUAAUUUUUGCAAUGUUGAACAAGUCAGUCUUGUACU